AUGCUUUCAAAGACAUCUUUAACACAAGAUCUGCUGACUUAUGGAUAUGUUACAAGUGUUAAUCAUCUAAAAUUGAAAGUUGUCCUUCCAAAUGGUUUUACAGGAUCUGUGGAUCCAGUCCAUAUAUCAGAUGCAUACACAGCCAAACUUGAGAAUUUAGUGGAUUCACAGAAUAAUGAAGAACAAAAUAUGGAAAACAAUUUGCAAAGCUUGUUUCCAGUUGGAUCUUUUAUCAUCUGUAAAGUGAUGAAUCCCAGUUCCAAUCAUGUGAAAUUAUCUCUUAAUCCAAAAGAUAUUAACCAGAAUGUCUUCAGUUCCCAAAUAAAGUUAAAUAUGAUCCUCAUUGGGAGUGUAAACAGCAUUGAAGACCAUGGCUAUGUAAUAGAUUUUGGCAUUAAAAAUAUUUCUGCAUUUUUAAACAACAAGGAUACAGAAGAAUAUAUUGAAAUUUUCAAUAAAGGAAAACCGCUUCAGAUUGGCCAACAAUUACGUUGUUUGAUUGUUUUAGCCCCAAGUGAUAAACAAAAAAAUAAAAAUGAAUCCAGAACAGUGAAAAUCACCAUUGACCCCCUUACGAUUGAUUCAACUGUGAUGAAGCCAUCAAUGAAUUUAUCAUAUACUUGUAUUCAACCUGGUUUAAAAGCUGAAGUAAAAAUUGUAAAGGCUCUGAACAAUUCUUUAAAUGUAACGUUCCAGAAUUAUGAAGGAAUAAUUCCAAGUAUCUAUUGGGAUUUAAACAAAAGAAAUAAACAAUUUUAUUACAGUGAUUUGUUUCCCAAAUACAAAGAAGGCCAAAACAAGACAGGAAUUGUUCAGUCAGUGAACAAUAAAAUUGGAAUCUAUUUGGGAUUACCAAAAGGAAUAUUAGGAAUAGCUGAUUUGCAAGGUUUAAGUGGCAAAGGAUCUUCAUCCAUGGAAGAAGCCUACACUACUGGAUCUGAACACAAGUGCCGAGUGAUCGGAUUUCUGCCUGUAGAAAACUUGGUGCGGGUAUCUGUCAAAUCUAUCCAGACUGACACACAAUUUUUGACUAUAACAGAUGUGAUUCCUGGUGAUGUGGUCACAUGUAAAGUAAAAAAUAUUAUUGAAAAGGGAGUUUUAGUGUCCAUCAAUGAAAGAUUGAAAGGACUUAUUCCAAAAUUUCAUGUUGAUGAUGAUAUGACCAAAUCGCCAGAGGAAAUACUUGGAGAAGGCGAUAACAUUAAAUGUCGAAUUCUGAAUAUUGAUUUAAAAUCUUAUCGGAUCUUUCUAACCUGCAAAAAGUCCUUGGUGGAAAGUACAUGUCCAAUUGUCUUUCGAUUUGAUCAAAUCAAGGAGGAAAUGCUUCUGCAAGGUUAUGUCAAAUUCUUGAAUGAUGUUGGCAUACAGAUUGCAUUUUAUGGUGACCUAACUGUUUGGCUGCCAAAAAAAUGUUUGAACCUGCCACCAAAUGCUUUGCCCUCAGCAGAAUACAAAAUUGGACAAGUGGUCAAAUGUAAGGUCAGCAAACUCAUUCCUGAAGAAGACAAAUUUUUCAUUGUCAUACAGGAUAAUACCAAAAAUCAAAAAUUACCUGUUGAUGAGGUUCCUGCUCCUGAGGUUCAAGAGAAAAGUAUCAAAACCACUCAAAAAGUACCUGUUGUUGUUGAUAUUCCUGCCCCUGAAGUUGGAGAGCUGACCAAAUGUAUCAUCCACAAGAAGACAGCAAAAAGUUUCAGUGUUUAUCUGAUUCCAAGCAAAAAAUCUGCCCUGAUUCCCAAGAUGCACUUGUCUGAUUCAAUGGAAAUGUGUGAAAUGAUGUGGAAUAAUUACCAAACCAAUCAUAUUCUGGAUGUGAUAAUCUUUGAAAAGACCCACAACUUUAUUGUUGCCAGCUGUAAAACAUCACUUAUGAAAGCUACAAAGGAUAAAAAUUUUGUCAGUUCAGUUCAAGAUAUAGAGGUUGGACAAGUUCUGGUUGGUGUUGUACAAAAUGUUUUAGAUUAUGGUAUCUUUGUAGAGUUUCCUGGACACACCAUGGGUUUAGCCAGAAAUAAGUUCAUUACUGCAGAAGAUUAUAUCGUAACUGAUUAUUGGUUCAAGUCAGGUAUGACAGUGCGAGCCAAAGUAAUUGAAGUUAAGGAGAACAAAGAAAAAUUUUGUGUCACCUUGAUAAUGAGUGAUGUAGGAAUUGAUCCUACUUAUGGCCUAAAGUUACUACAAACAGCUUUUAAAGAGAAGGAAGAAAUUACAAAGGUUUUAAAACACAUUAAAGGACAAGAAUGGUUAUUGAACAAUAUUACUGUGGGAACCAUAUGUUUUAUCAAAAUAACAGCAGUUGAUAAAAAUGGUGCACACUGUCAACUUGAGAAUGGAGUAAAAGGUUUCAUAACAAAGCAUCAUACUAGAGGUCAUGAUCUCAAGAAAGGUUUAAGAUCAAAUGCUAUAGUUAUUGAUGUUGACCCUGCUUCUAACUCUGUAGAACUCUGCAUAUCACCUCAAAUCAUUCUGGAUGCAAAAGAAUUAGCUUUAAAUUCUAUACCGGUGCCAAAAAACACUCAGAUGGAAAGUAUUGUAUUAUUAAUUAAAGCAGAUUUAGUUUUGGUGAUGUUGACUACAAAAGUAAAAGGACAACUAGCUUAUCUCUGUCCUAAAAUACAUGAAAAUGAUGUGACAAGUUGUGAGCGAUUCUAUGUUAAUGAAAAACUUAAAGUUGAAUAUGUCAAAAACAUUGGUGACAAAGUUGUGGUGCAACUUCAUCCCUCUGAUGUAAAAGCUUCCCAAAUGAAAGGCCUUGGCACAAAGAAACCUAAAAACACAACAAAAGCUGUAUCUGAUAAAGAAAAUGUGAAAAAAAACAAAAAGGCAAAAUCUGAUAAAAGUAAACCAGUAGUGAAUGACUCUUCAACAACAAAGAAAGAAAAAAAAGGAAAGAAAAGGAAAGCUGAAGAAUCAAAUGAUGUUAUAGUUGAAAAGAAAAAAAGCAAAAAAAAAUGCAAGGAAAUGAAAAAGGAAGAUGAUGAAUGUGAAAUGAAUAAUGAAGUUUUGGAUGUGAUGCCACCAGUUUUUUUCAACUGGGAUGAAACUCCCAAGGGACAGAAUAAUAAAUGUGAUGAUGACAGUGAAGAUGAGAUGAGUCAAGAUGAAGCUGCCUGUACAAAUUCAAAGAUGUCAAAAGCCAAAUUGAAAGAAAAUCAACAGAAGGAAGAACAAAGAUUAUAUGAGUGCUCCCUCCUGUCUUGGCUACUGAUGCAACUAAGCCUUUUCCAUAUUUAUGGUGAACAGGUUUCUUUCAGCUGUCUGGCUACAAGUUAA
This is a messenger RNA of Acanthosepion pharaonis, 3273 nucleotides long. NCBI's taxonomy places the organism in Eukaryota, Metazoa, Mollusca, Cephalopoda, Sepiida, Sepiidae. The record is from the annotation of a GenBank genome assembly.